CCUGUCACCCUGAGGUGCAGGGGACAGCCUGGGGCUGCUGGGUACAGGCUGAUGAAAGGAGAAAAUGUGAUUGAGAAUAAGCCUGGAGCUGGGGCAGAGGCCGGGUUCAACAUCUCCUCCAUGACAUAUGACACUGCAGGGCAUUACCGCUGCCUCUACUGGAUCAGGUCUGCCGUGUCAGAGCCCAGUGAGCCCCUGGAGCUGGUGGCGACAGGCUACUACGAGAAGCCCCGGCUGUCAGCAGAGCCAAGCGGAGAAGCGGCCCGGGGGCAGAACGUGACCCUCCACUGUCGCUCCUACCCAGGAUAUGACGGUUUUGUGCUCUACAGAGAGGGAGGGGCCAACAGCUCCCAGUGGGGGGACCCGCAGUCUCAGGGCGACUUCCUCAUCCCAGCUGUGGCCGCCCUUCAUGAGGGCAUUUACCGCUGCUACGUGUUUCACAGUCGAUAUCCGCAGGUGUGGUCGGACCCCAGUGACCCCCUGGAGCUCAGGCUCACAG
Molecule: messenger RNA, 499 nt
Organism: Gracilinanus agilis (Agile Gracile Mouse Opossum)
Lineage: Eukaryota; Metazoa; Chordata; Mammalia; Didelphimorphia; Didelphidae
Product: platelet glycoprotein VI-like
Exons: 2
Source: RefSeq, a predicted model, not a curated record